Teleopsis dalmanni is the source of this 1263-nucleotide messenger RNA. RefSeq lists its product as uncharacterized. Gene Ontology annotation, molecular function: nucleic acid binding. The record is from RefSeq and is a predicted model, not a curated record. Lineage: Eukaryota; Metazoa; Arthropoda; Insecta; Diptera; Diopsidae. Bases 1 to 1263 code for a protein of 420 amino acids. The transcript has 2 exons.
AUGAGCGACGCUCUCAAAUCAAUUUACAACUGGGCGACUGACGCUGGCUUAAGCGUAAACGCAGAAAAAACUGACACAAUACUUUUCACAAGAAAGUACAAGGUCACAGCAUGGACGCCACCUAACUUGAACGGAACUCUUCUGCCACUGAAAACUCAAACGAAAUACCUUGGAGUAAUUGUGGAUAGCAAACUGACGUGGAAGCCUAAUGUAGAAGAACGGGUAAAGAAGGCAACAAAUGCUUUAUACGCAUGUAAAAGGAUGCCGGGAAGUACAUGGGGUCUCUCACCCGGUCUUAUGUACUGGUGCUACACGGCUAUAGUUAGACCUAUAUUACUUUACGGUAUAUUAGUUUGGUGGACAGUUGUGAAAAAGAAAACAUAUAUAAAACCCCUGGAAAAGGUCCAAAGACACGCGGCGAUGUGCAUCACCGGUGCAAUAAGAACAACUCCGACGGCAGCUCUAGAAGUUAUACUAAACUUACCCCCAAUUGAUAUCUUUGCCGAGAAUAUGGCGGCAAAAACAGCCGAACGGCUACGCAUUACUGGGCAACUUACUCGAAGAUCUUUCGGGCAUAACGUUGUAAAUCAGAACGCCACUCUUGAUUCGGAUUAUAUGAUUCCGAUCAUGUACCCCGGAGCAACAAUAAAAACUGUGAUCGAAAACGAAGGAUGGAAAAAAGGCAUGGUGCCAAAAUGCAACACAAUAAAUGUUUUCACAGACGGUUCAAAGAUGGAAGUGGGAGUAGGAGCUGGUAUAUAUUGUGCGGAAUUGAGCAUAAGAAUGCCGUUUAAACUUCCCAACUACUGCAGUGUAUUCCAAGCAGAAGUGUUUGCUGUUAAGAAAGCGGCGGAGCUUGUGUGUAGGGAUGAAACCAGAAACUACUGCAUAAAUUUCUAUGUGGAUAGCCAAGCAGCCAUUAAGGCGAUCAAAUCUUACUGGUCAUCAUCCAAAAAUGUUCUAGAAUGCAAGGAAGCUAUAACAAGACUAGCCUGCAACCGCAGACUUUACAAUAACACCUCGGCUGAGAAAUCCAUAGAACAACAUCCGUAUUUUGGUGUACGGAUGAAAUUUUGUUCAUCGGCUAUCUUGAAAAAGCCCCGACUAUCAACAACGAUAGUUGCCACAACUGGUGUAGUUGAAGGAGAAAAUUGCGAAGUAACUGGUUCAUGUGAAAAAAGGACCUACUUUUUCACCAGAUCUCUUAACUAUACGGAUGGUACCGUAACCUCAGAAAAACCAUUUCUUUUUAUAAUCGAUUAA